AUGAAGCAGUUGAUUCGUCGGUUAUCCCGAGUCGCCGACUCCUCAACCUACACUCUUCUCCGAACAGACUCAUCAACAACUCGUCGCCGGCGACCUUCCCGCCGAGUCGAAUCGUUCCGGAUCCGGAGAUCUUCCACGGUUGUUCCGGAAGGCCAUGUUCCGAUCUAUGUAGGAGACGAGAUGGAGAGAUUCGUCGUGAGUGCAGAGCUUCUGAACCAUCCGAUUUUCAUCAAGCUUUUGAACGAAUCGGCGCAGGAAUACGGUUAUGAACAGAAAGGAGUUCUUCGAUUACCGUGUCAUGUUUUCGUAUUUGAGCGCGUGCUUGACGCGCUCAAACAUGGACAUGACACGCGUUAUAUCGCCGAGCUUCUCAAUUCUGAAGGAGAAGAAGAAAGAUUCUGCUCAUGA
Vicia faba (fava bean) is the source of this 408-nucleotide messenger RNA. Lineage: Eukaryota; Viridiplantae; Streptophyta; Magnoliopsida; Fabales; Fabaceae. The record is from the annotation of a GenBank genome assembly.